Molecule: messenger RNA, 1110 nt
Organism: Saccoglossus kowalevskii
Lineage: Eukaryota; Metazoa; Hemichordata; Enteropneusta; Harrimaniidae
Source: RefSeq, a predicted model, not a curated record
AUGGAUACAGAAUUUUAUAUUUCUGAAGCCAAUAAACUUUUGGACAACACUAAACAUUACAAAAAAUUAAAAUCAGAUCCGACCAACAAAAUCAACAAACUUAUUAGGGGAGCUAUCGAAAAUGAACUGGUUGAAAAUAAUAUCACUAAACAACAAAGAUAUUUUCUGGUUUGCAACAACCCUAGUCCUGGUAAAUUCUAUAUGCUGCCUAAAAUCCACAAAGAAGGGUCGCACUUCAGACCAAUCAUUUCAACUAUUAACCACCCUACCCAAAAGAUAUCAGAAUUUGUUGACCACUAUUUACAGCCUUUGGUAACAUCCUUGGAAUCACAUAUAAAAGACACUACACAUUUCUUACAAAAACUAAACAACUUAGGUCAGAUUCCUAGGGGUAGUCACAUGGGCACUUUUGACGUGACUUCCCUCUAUACAAAUAUACCCAUUAAAGAAGGUAUUCUUGCGUGCCAGGAAGCCCUUGACCGCAGACCAGUUAAGACUCCUCCUACAUCGACCAUAAUACGUUUCCUCACAUUAAUUCUCAACUACAAUAAUUUCACAUUUAAUGGUAACAACUAUUUACAGAUAUUUGGCACUGCUAUGGGCCAAAAAAUGACACCGAGUUAUGCCAAUAUCUUUAUGGGCAAACUUGAAACCAAUCUACUAUCACUAGCACCAAGCUUUCCCGUUUAUUAUUCUCGUUUCAUAUACGACAUUUUCACAAAUUUUACCACUAACCAGUCCGAUAUUAACCAAUUUCAUCAGUUUAUCAAUACAUUUCAUGACACUAUUAAAUUCACCGUAGAAUAUUCACAAUCAGUCAUUUCAUUUCUUGACGUUAAAGUUCACAUAGACCAGGCAGGCAAUAUUAAUACCGACCUAUAUAAGAAACCAACGGAUACUAACCAAUAUCUACAUUUCAUGUCAUCACAUCCUAGGCACAUGAAAACGAGCAUUCCAUAUGGCCUCUCAUUGAGAAUUUGCCGUAUUUGUUCCAAACCUGAGUGGCGGGAUACUCGUCUGAACGAAUUAACAAUGUCGCUCAUCAGACGUGGGUAUCCCGCUGAGCUGGUUACUAUGGAAACUAAUCGUGCCAAAGCAAUACCGAGAUAA